Molecule: messenger RNA, 1299 nt
Organism: Drosophila bipectinata
Lineage: Eukaryota; Metazoa; Arthropoda; Insecta; Diptera; Drosophilidae
Product: protein toll
Biological process (GO): inflammatory response; toll-like receptor signaling pathway; innate immune response
Cellular component (GO): plasma membrane
Molecular function (GO): transmembrane signaling receptor activity
Source: RefSeq, a predicted model, not a curated record
AUGACCCGCCUUCCCAAAAACUUGGAGUAUUUCGACAAUAUUAAAACUCCAUUAAGUCUACAUAUAUCGCAAGGAAACUGGAAAAUCUCCAUAGGUGCACUUCCGAAAUCAUUGGUGGAUCUCGACAUUAGCAUGAAUAGGUUGGAGUCUCUGGACGACGAUGUAGUUGAUUUCCUCCUUCAAAAUAAAGUAUCUGUUAAUUUAAAGAAAAACCCUUGGAAGUGCGAUUGCAAGUCGAGAAAAUUUCUCUCCUUCCUUAGAGAUUACGACCCAGGGGAAUAUAAUCUGGCUAUGUAUCGAUGCAAUAUUCCUCUGGAAGAUUGCCCAUCAUCCUGUUUCUGUUGUUUAAACACAUCUGUCUGGACUUCCUUUAUAGUCGAUUGCAGAGAUCAAGGAUUGUUGAAUAUACCAGAAAUUUCAGAUAAUGUUACGUACUUGGAUCUACGAAAUAAUAGUAUCACUGGAAUGACCAUCAUGGAUCGAGAUAUGUUGGACCGGAAAGGUCACGGCGCUGAAUUGAAAUUGUUCCUCUCUGGGAAUCCAUGGACAUGCGAAUGCAUCGAUUUGGAUUUUGUGUUUUUUAUGAAGAAUAUUUCAAAAACUAUUGAGGACUUCUCUGAUGUCCAAUGCCUUGGAAUCGAGAAGGCUAUGGUGUCAGUCGAGGAGUCAGACAUAUGUCCUUCGGCCUUGCCCUAUUACUUAACCCUCGCCACAUCGCUGAUAAUUGUAAUAAUUUUCAUAAAUUUCUUGGUUUGGCUCCGACAUCCGAUCCUGAUUUGGUUCUAUGAAAACGACAUAUGCCAAAGUAUUGCUGGCCGGCAGGAGAUCGACCUGAAAAAAAAAUUCGACGCGUUCCUGUGCUUUACGCACAAGGACGAGGAUCUGGUGGCGGAGUUUGUGGAGAGACUCGAGACCAGCAGACCCCGGUUCAAACUAUGCUUCUACUUGAGGGACUGGCUACUGGGAGUAUCCAUUCCCGACUGCAUCACGAACUCGGUAAAGGAUUCGCGGCGCAUCAUUAUCCUGAUGACGAACAACUUCCUGGAGUCUACCUGGGGCCGUCUUGAAUUCCGGCUAGCCUUACACGCCACCUCACAGGAUCGCUGCAAGCGUCUGAUCGUCGUCCUGUAUCCGGAGGUGAAGAACUUUGACGACCUGGACAGUGAACUGCGUACUUACAUGGUUUUCAACACCUACCUAAAGAGGAACGAUCCCAAUUUUUGGAUCAAACUGAUUUACUCUAUGCCGCACUCCAAGCUGAAUCAGAAUUCAGUUCGCAUAGAGGAGACUACAAUGUAA